Messenger RNA from Artibeus jamaicensis (Jamaican fruit-eating bat), 3626 nucleotides. RefSeq names its product protein phosphatase, Mg2+/Mn2+ dependent 1L (gene PPM1L). The transcript is spliced from 4 exons. Gene Ontology annotation, cellular component: nucleus; cytosol. Gene Ontology annotation, biological process: protein dephosphorylation; positive regulation of canonical Wnt signaling pathway; negative regulation of canonical NF-kappaB signal transduction. Lineage: Eukaryota; Metazoa; Chordata; Mammalia; Chiroptera; Phyllostomidae. Gene Ontology annotation, molecular function: cation binding; protein serine/threonine phosphatase activity. The record is from RefSeq and is a predicted model, not a curated record. The coding region runs from base 1878 to 2960 and encodes 360 amino acids.
CCUUCCAGUAUUUUACUCUUUUUUAUUUUUUUAAAACGUAGUCGGGGUCAUACCAAGGCAGGCGUGCUCGGGCAGCCUGUAUUCGCCAGUCUAGCGGACCGGAAGCCGCAAAUCAGCACUCUUCUCUCUGGACAGGGGUAAUGAGAAUGAAUCUUGCUUUAAAGCUCACUUGUUUUAGUAUUCUAAGCUGAUUUGCACAUUGUUCUCUUCUUUCCCCAACAUCUUCGAGGCCCCUGACACCCGCCCAUAUUUCAACAAGUUAUCCUGAUGGCUUCUGUUCUCCGAGGCCGCUCACUUCUGCUGAUUGAAAGACUCGCCCUUCAUCUUCUGCGAAGAUAAGGAAGUGGUAGGAGGCCGCUAAUUCAGAGCUUCAAAGGGACCUUCAAACCCGAACAGCAGAGUCAGAGCUCUCGCCCCGUGGCUCCCUUAGGUGUCUCUCCGUGGAAGGGUUGUAACUUGGUAAGGCCCUCGCAGCCACGUCCCCCGCUCUCGGGACGCCGGCGGCUCGCAGAGAGGCCAGCGCACUGUCGCCCCUCCCACGGUUAUCUUCGGGACGCAUUUCCACGUGAGACUCCGAGUCUUCACAUCCUGCGUUCUCCGGAGGGUCUUCUCUCGUCUGGAGAAGGCCGCAGGAUCCUCUUCCCUUCUCGGGUGCUCCGGACAGGCCUCUGUCACACAGCACUAAAGGUCCGCUACCCUCCGCCCCGUUUGCGAGCCAGGACAAGUGGGUCCCUUCUCGCUUGCCUUAAGCCUGGCGAGGUGAGGACCGCACUAUUGUGCCGUCAGGCGGAGGGGGGUAUGCUCACGUGCGGCUUUCUGCUUUCCAGCCCGCAGCAGUGGCUCCCGGGAAACCAACGUUCACUCAACCAGAGUCAGGCUUACAUUGUUCUGGGAGCGCGCACUGGAGGGAGGAACAGCCGUCCACUCUAGCUAGGCAACGGACGCGCCCCCUUUCUUCCCCUUCCGUUCGCCGUGACCGCCCUAGGUUGCAAGCCCGCCAGCCGCCGCUGUGCGUCCCCAGCCUUUGACAGCUCCGCCCGCACCCCUCUGCCCUCGGUCCCGGGGCGGGGCGAGCGCAUGCGGGGCGGGGCGGUGCGAGCGCGAGCUGGGAGGCUUGGAGAGAGCGCGCGAGCGGAGCCGAGCUGAACUGGGAGGUGCUGGGGCGAGACAGGCAGAGCCGGGCCGGCUGCCUGCGGCUCAGCGCCGGUCCCGCUGCGUCGCUGGGCUCAGAGUACCUCCACCUCUGUUCAGGCUCCCGCAAAACUUUAUUCUCUUGGGCUCCCCGGUGUGUCUGAAGGAAUCGGAGCAAUCGGCCGGCUCCGCUAUCCCCUGCUGCGGCGGCGACCGCGGGGACCUGCAUCCUGCCGAGCUCACGAGCCCCGCGCCUCCUCACCUGGUGAUCGCACCCCGGAGCAGUGAGGGGGAACCCACGAAGGGGCCGCGCGGGCGCCGGCGCCCCCGAAUUCUCCCGCCCACCGUGGCAGACUCGCCCGGCACAACUUUAACUUGAUUCCUCUCACCCAGCCCGGAUACAGGCGGCUGCUGCUGCUGCCACCGCUGCCGUCUCGGCCGCCGCCGCCUCACAAAGAGGCGCAAGGGAGGGGAGGCGGCGUGGGUGGCCGGCAUAGGCGCCGGUGCGCAGGGCACGGGCCUCGGGGUCGGGAGGCCGGGAGACAAAAGGAAAACUGCCUCUGUUCGCCGUGCCGGAUCAGAGCAGCGAGCUCAGCCGUCUCCCGCCCGGCUCAGCGAUCCUCCUUCCCCCACCCUCCGCUGCUGCUCCGCCUCCCUUCCCGCGGACUGUCCCCGCAGUGCUCCGGGACCCGAGAAGCCUUCGGGGCGCGCGUAGCUGCUGGUGGUUGGGGCUCUAGCCAUAAUAAAUGAUAGAGGAUACAAUGACUUUGCUGUCUCUGCUGGGUCGCAUCAUGCGCUACUUCUUGCUGAGACCCGAGACGCUCUUCCUGCUGUGUAUCAGCUUGGCGCUAUGGAGUUACUUCUUCCACACUGACGAGGUGAAGACCAUCGUCAAAUCUAGCCGGGACGCUGUGAAGAUGGUGAAGGGCAAGGUCGCCGAGAUCAUGCAGAAUGACCGGCUCGGGGGGCUCGACGUCCUGGAGGCCGAGUUUUCCAAGACCUGGGAGUUCAAGAGCCACAACGUGGCCGUGUAUUCCAUCCAGGGCCGGAGAGACCACAUGGAGGACCGGUUCGAAGUUCUUACGGACCUAGCCAACAAGACGCACCCAUCCAUCUUCGGUAUCUUCGACGGACACGGGGGCGAGACUGCGGCUGAAUACGUAAAAUCUCGACUGCCCGAAGCCCUUAAACAGCAUCUGCAGGACUACGAGAAAGACAAAGAAAAUAGUGUAUUGUCUUACCAGACAAUCCUUGAACAGCAGAUCCUGUCAAUUGACCGAGAAAUGCUAGAAAAACUGACGGUAUCUUAUGAUGAAGCAGGUACCACGUGCUUGAUUGCUCUGCUAUCAGAUAAAGACCUCACCGUGGCCAAUGUGGGUGACUCCCGUGGGGUCCUGUGUGACAAGGACGGGAACGCCAUUCCUUUGUCUCAUGAUCACAAGCCGUACCAGCUGAAGGAAAGAAAGAGGAUAAAGAGAGCUGGUGGUUUCAUCAGUUUCAAUGGCUCCUGGAGGGUCCAGGGAAUCCUGGCCAUGUCUCGAUCCCUGGGGGAUUAUCCACUGAAAAAUCUGAACGUGGUCAUCCCAGACCCAGACAUCCUGACCUUUGACCUGGACAAGCUCCAGCCCGAGUUCAUGAUCUUGGCGUCAGAUGGCCUCUGGGAUGCUUUCAGCAACGAAGAAGCUGUUCGAUUCAUCAAGGAGCGCUUGGAUGAACCUCACUUUGGGGCCAAGAGCAUAGUUUUACAGUCAUUUUACAGAGGCUGCCCUGACAAUAUAACGGUCAUGGUGGUGAAGUUCAGGAAUAGCAGCAAAACAGAAGAGCAGUGAACCCUUGGGGGUCUCAACUGCCUUAGACUAAAGGACUUUCAACACACUCGUCUCUUUUAAUGUAGUGAAAGGAGUGGAAGUCACGGUUAGGAUCAUCGUCCCAGACGUGGGACUCCCCCUCCCUGGCCAUCGUAGGUCUCCAUUCAGUGAUGACGAACAGAGGGUGCUCUUGGCUGACGUAGUUGAGAGGCUGGAAGAGGCUUCUUCAUGUUCCCCAAUUCUUUCAUCCAGUGUCCAAAAUAUAUAAAUACAUAGUUGUAGACUCACAUGUAUGAAGUGAAUGGCAUAUGUGCGAUAUAGUCUCCCUUGUAAGAUUCUUUUCAAGACCCCUCACAGGGCCUCCCGGGCAUCAGACUGUGUGUCCUCUCUUUGGAGCAGUGAGUGGGACAGGCCUCCCAGAGCUGCAGGAGACAGGCCCCCGUGUCACCUGUGAGCCAGGGUGGCAGGGCCCUUUGCCGAAGGCAGGGCUGCCCGAGAAUGCUUCGUCCUCCUGAGCCCAGAUUUUCAGCUCGGCUCAGCCCGGAAGUGGAUUUAGAAGGGUUUGCUCCUCCACAGCUGCUCAAGGAGACUGAGGGGGCGGGAGGUAGAGUGGCCUACACAGCAGAAAUAAAUACCCUUUUUCCCUCGCUCCCUUUAUUAGUUAAAUAGACUUUGUGUACCACCUGA